Dictyostelium discoideum AX4 is the source of this 513-nucleotide messenger RNA. RefSeq lists its product as hypothetical. The coding region runs from base 1 to 513 and encodes 170 amino acids. NCBI's taxonomy places the organism in Eukaryota, Evosea, Eumycetozoa, Dictyosteliales, Dictyosteliaceae. The transcript is spliced from 2 exons. The record is from RefSeq and is a predicted model, not a curated record.
AUGAAAUUUAUUUUUUUAAUCUUAUUUUUAUUUAAUAUUUUUUUAGUUGUAUCAUCACAAUAUGAUGUAUUUGAAUUACAAGCAAAGAAUUGUGAAAAUGGUAUUUUAAAGGUGUACGAUGAACUUUUUAAAAUUUCAUUCUUUACAGAUUAUAGUUGCCAAAAUCAAGGUUACUAUGAAAACACAAAUUAUCCAUUUAUUGUUAAUUUUAAUUGCUAUGAUGGAUAUAAUAAUCAAGUAAUAGAUGGGGAAAUAACUUGUUCAACAUUAAUUUCAAAAUAUUAUUCUUUCAAAUUUGUAAAAGGUCCUUGUGUCGAUGAUAAAAUAGUUACAAUAGGUAAAUGUUCAUCAGUAUGUGGUACAAAUAUUAAAAUCAAUUAUGAUCCUUUUCAAAAUUACACUAUUACAACCUACCCAUCAAAAGAUUGUACUGGAAUUGCAAGUACUGAAUCCUAUGGUUCCAUUGAUUGUAAAGAUGCUUUAUAUUCAAAAACUAAAAAUAUAUUAUUUUAA